Entrophospora sp. SA101 is the source of this 798-nucleotide messenger RNA. The record is from the annotation of a GenBank genome assembly. Lineage: Eukaryota; Fungi; Glomeromycota; Glomeromycetes; Entrophosporales; Entrophosporaceae.
AUGCGAGAUAAACAGAAUGGCAUGAAAUCACAAAAUGACAAAAGUUACUUAGAUUCAUGUUUAGAAGAUAUACAAAAAGUGCAGUUUGGCCCAUUAUUUGAAGAAUCAGGUUAUUUAUCCAUGGUCUCAAGAGGAUUUGGUGUUGAUAUAAACGAAGGCCAAAAUAUUGUUGGAAUGUUGUCUACACCAACGAUUCCAUUGCAACAAAAUGAUGGACAAAAUUUCGCUAGCAUUGUUACAACACUUGGAUUUUUUAUACUUGCAUUUUCAAUGUUGGAAGAUGAUACAUAUAGCGAUAUAGUUUGUUGGGGAGUUAACGGGAAUAGUUUUGUUGUCAAGGAAAUCGACUCCUUUACGAAAACAAUUCUUCCUCGACAUUUCAAACAUUCUAAUUUCGCAAGUUUUGUAAGACAACUUAAUAAAUAUGAUUUUCAUAAAAUUAGGAAUUCUGAUGAAUCAAUUUCUCCAUAUGGUGAACAGGCUUGGGAAUUCCAUCAUCCAGAAUUUCAAUGUAAUAAAAAAGAUCAAUUGGAUAACAUUAAAAGAAAAGUCACCAACAAUAGGAAAAAUCAAAAUUUAAAUAAUAACACUAUAACAGAUGUCUCUUCACAAAACGUUCAACUUUCAGAACUUCAAUCUCGAAUAAAUAAUUUAACCAAAUUGCAAUAUACCAUGAAUGAACAUCUGACAACUUUAAACAAAAAUUAUCAUAACGUUGUUCAAGAUUUAUUAAACUUUCAAAAAAGUAUGAUUGCUCAAGAUCAAUUAAUGCAUAGUUUAAUACAAUAUGUGCGCUAG